AUGAACUUUCUCAAGUCGGUCACUGGCGCCGUGCUCAACUCGACCGGUGUGUCGUUCCCAUUCACCAUUGGCGAACGUAUCCCCGGUAUCGAGGCUGGAAGCUCCAUCUGGGAGGUUCGCGAGGGUGUGAAAAAGGACGACGGCACUCCCGUGACAUUGUUCAUCUUCGACUCGACUCUUGGCCCCUUCCAGCCGGGAAACAAAGACAGGAAGACACUGCUGCAGAUUGCAAAGAACUCGCUCAAGAAGCUGCGCACUAUUAGGCAUCCUGAUGUCAUCAAGUAUAUUGAUUCGGUCGAGACCGAGACCCACGUCUACAUCGCUACCGAGCCCGUGCGACCACUCCAAGGUGUUCUUCGCGACUGGGGUACCGGAGGCGCGCUGACCGGCUCGGCUGGCGCCAAGGGCAAGGCAGGGAAGGAGGCUUGGAUGGGAUGGGGUAUGAAGAGUGUCUCUACCGCACUCGCAUUCCUCAACUCGCCACCACUGUCGCUGCAUCACGCGUACCUCACUCCCUCAGCUGUGUUUAUAACGCCAUCGAUGGAGUGGAGGCUAGCAGGCUUUGACCUGUUAACUGGACGUGAUGACCAGUCUGGUGUACUCUGGGGCCUUGGUGGUGUUGCUCCUGGAGGAGCUGGUGACUACUCCAGCCCAGAAGUGAAAAAGGGCGGAUGGAAUGUUCUGAGAGACACCGACCCAGCACAAGAAGACACGUACCUGCUCGCGAUGUUCCUAUUCGUGCUGUUCAACCCAGAGAAACCUCUCCCCAACUUCUCUGCCGCUCCUACCCCGGCCUCUGCUGGCCAGCUGCCAAAGCGCCUGUUUCCUCUGUGGAAGCGCAUGUUGAAUCCGAACGCCAAGACGCGCCUGUCCACGAUCAACUUUGUUGCAGAGGUGGUACAGACUGGUUUCUGGAACGACAACCCUCUCGUCCAGCUUGUGGAUGGCCUGGAUGGCUUUGAGCUGCGGUCUGACGGCGAGAAGAAUGCGCUGCUUCGCACGAUCAAGGACGCUGCCGAAGGCGGAUCGCUUCCCGAGCCCUUCCUCGUUCACCGUGUGCUUCCUUCCCUUCUUCACUCGCUGUCGCUUCCCAACGCCCCCAGUGCGCUCAUGCUCCCCCUUGUCCUCGCGCUCGGUAGGCAGGUUCCUCCCUCGACGUACGGCAAGGUCAUUCUUGAUCCUGUGGUCAAGCUCUACGCCAGCCCAGACCGUGGCACGCGUAUGGCGCUGCUCGAUGGCCUCGACGAGUACGCCGACAAGCUUGACUCGAGGACUACUGUUGACCGCGUGUGGCCCAACCUCAUCACUGGCUUUGCCGAUACUGUGCCCGUCAUCCGUGAGGCGACCAUCAAGGCCGUCUUCCCGCUGGCCGGCAAGCUGUCGGACCGUAUCCUGAACAACGACCUGCUCCGUCUUCUGGCCAAGAUGCAGACUGACCAGGAGGCCUCGAUCCGUACCAACACGUGUAUUCUUCUGGGGCGCCUUGCGCCGAUGCUUGGCCCCAACACAAAGAAGAAGGUCCUGGUGCCCGCGUUUGCUCGCAGUCUCAAGGACCCCUUUGUCCACGCCCGUGUCGCCGCCCUCAUGGCGCUCAUGGCCACUGUCGACUGCUUUGACCGCGACGACCUGGCCGCGCGUGUGAUUCCGAACAUGGCGUUUGCCCUUGUGGACAAGGAGAAGGUCGUGCGUGACCAGGCUUUCAAGGCCAUGGCCAUGUUCAUGAAGCGCCUCGAAGAGUACGCCACCACCCUCCCUACGACGAUGAUCCGUGAGGACUCGCCCAAUGCUCUCGGAUCUGGCUACACCAACGGCAACGGUGCCGCAGGUGCUCCAGCCUCCGGUGGCGGUACUGCUCUCGUGUCGUCUGCAGCGGGAGCCGCCGGCUCGCUGGCAGGAUGGGCCUUCAGCUCGCUCAGCAAGCAGCUGGCCACCACCGAAGCCAACUCGACCAUGACCGCGGCGCCGGCCCAGGUCCAGGCCCUCACCCCUUCGGCCAACACUCCAGACACCUCGCGCCGCCCCAGCGCAGACAGCGUCACUGCGUCGUUUUCGCGUCCGGCGCCUUCUCCCCUUGUGUCGUCGUUUGGCCAGUCGAGCUCUGGUGGCGCUCGUACCUCCGCCAGCAAGCCCGCUGCUCACGGUAUGAAGCUCGGCGGCGGACCAAAGAAGACCCAGCACUCGGCAUUUGCAGACAUUGCAGACGAAGUCGCUGGCGAGUGGGACGACGAUGACGAAGUGGCCAACGCGUGGGGCAACGACGACUUGAUGGAUGUCAACGCCGACAAUGAUGACUGGACCGCCUUUGAGUCUGCGCCCGCACCAGAGAUCGCCGUGCCCCCUCCACAGAGUUACUACGUUACCCCGGCGCCCAAGCCGACGCCCAAGGCAGCCCCGGCACCAAAGGUGCACGCUCCUACACCCGUCAAGGUCAAGCCCACUCCCACCACCACGGCCCCGGCACCUACCCCCGCUGCCGCUGCCGCUCCGUCGUCGGUGGCCUCGCCCCGCUCGUCCAUCUCCGAGUCCUCCAAGCCCGCAUCGCCUGCGCCGCCCAGCCUGGCGUCAAUGAGCAAGGAGGAAAAGGACAAGGAGAUGGCGCGGAGACGAGAGGAGCGCAAGGCGCGUAUCGCCGCCAUGAAGAAGGGCAAGGCUUGA
Messenger RNA from Apiotrichum porosum, 2655 nucleotides. RefSeq lists its product as uncharacterized. The transcript is spliced from 6 exons. Lineage: Eukaryota; Fungi; Basidiomycota; Tremellomycetes; Trichosporonales; Trichosporonaceae. Gene Ontology annotation, molecular function: protein kinase activity; ATP binding. Bases 1 to 2655 code for a protein of 884 amino acids. Gene Ontology annotation, cellular component: cytoplasm. The record is from RefSeq and is a predicted model, not a curated record. Gene Ontology annotation, biological process: tRNA export from nucleus; protein phosphorylation.